CAGGACACCAACUGCGAUGGGUAAGGCGGGUGCCGCGAAGGGUCGCUCCCCAACACCGACACCCAAGAAUGGAACCGGAGCUGGGGUAACAAAUGGCACGCAGCCAACAAAUGCAGCGGCGUCAGCAGCAGCAACAGCAGGAGCUGGAGCAGGAGCAGGAGCAGGAGGAGCAACAACAACAGCGACGGCGGCAGCAGCAGCAGCAACUGGAGCAGGAGGUGGGUCAGGUGGUGGGGCCUGCAGAUCCACGCUACAUGCGAACAAAACGAUUCUGAAAACAGUUUCGGUAUUCCUUGCCAGCGGCAAACGAAACUCGAACAACCAGUCGAAGGCCGCAGCGGCUGCCCUGCAGAACAAACGGCUACAGCGACAGCGUAAAAUGGACGAGCUGAGCGGCAAAAUCAAUCCCAAGCUUUUGGACAGUCUGCGCAAGAAGACACGGUUUACCAAGGAUGAGUUGGAUGCGCUGUGUCGGAUCUAUCGCAAGCUGGUAUCGAACUGUCAAUAUGCGGCCAAGACCCUCGCCUCGAGCUCCUCUAGCGCAGCCAUAGCCAAGCCGCACGCAGCUGUCGAGGGCAUUGAUCGCAUCGUAUUCCGUGAACUGUUGCACAGCACCUUCGACAUUGUCACCGAGGAGAUACUGAUGGAGCGCAUCUUCUGCAGCUGGGACAAGGCCCAUGAGGGUUUGCCGCUGCGACUCGAAGGCUGGCUCAUUGGGCUCUCGACCUUUUUGCGCGGCACUCCGGCGGAACGGGCGGCCUUUUGCUUUCGAGUCUACGACUUGAAUACGGAUGGCUUUAUAACCAAGGAUGAAAUGUUUACGCUGCUGCGCAACUGUUUGAUCAAACAGCCGCAAGACGAGGAUCCCGACGAGGGUGUCAAAGACCUAGUGGAAAUUGUGCUUAAGAAGUUUGAUGUGGAUAAGGAUGGCAAGGUCUCUCUAGAUGACUUCAUGGCCACAGUUACGGCUGAGCCGUUGCUCAUCGAGGCCUUCGGACAGUGUCUGCCCACCGACAGUGCCGUCGUCUCCUUCUUUUCCACACUUCAGGUCUAG
Molecule: messenger RNA, 1054 nt
Organism: Drosophila arizonae
Lineage: Eukaryota; Metazoa; Arthropoda; Insecta; Diptera; Drosophilidae
Product: calaxin
Molecular function (GO): calcium ion binding
Source: RefSeq, a predicted model, not a curated record